Molecule: messenger RNA, 6663 nt
Organism: Propithecus coquereli (Coquerel's sifaka)
Lineage: Eukaryota; Metazoa; Chordata; Mammalia; Primates; Indriidae
Gene: ANKRD52
Product: ankyrin repeat domain 52
Exons: 28
Coding region: 113-3343 (1076 amino acids)
Molecular function (GO): protein binding
Source: RefSeq, a predicted model, not a curated record
UCCCCGCAGCCGCCGCCGCCGCCGCAGCCGCCGCCUGGGCCGCCCCGUGUCCCCGGUGGAGCUGCUGCCGCCGCCGCCGGGAGCUCGAUGCGGACGGAGCCCGGGCCGGGCCAUGGGGAUCCUCAGCAUCACGGACCAGCCGCCCCUGGUCCAGGCCAUCUUUAGUCGAGAUGUGGAGGAAGUGCGUUCCCUCCUCUCACAGAAGGAGAACAUCAAUGUGCUGGACCAAGAGAGGCGAACCCCACUGCAUGCUGCUGCCUACGUAGGCGAUGUCCCCAUCCUCCAGUUGCUACUGAUGUCAGGUGCUAAUGUCAACGCUAAGGACACACUGUGGCUGACCCCUCUUCAUCGUGCUGCUGCCUCCCGAAACGAGAAGGUGCUGGGGCUGCUGCUGGCACAUUCAGCAGAUGUGAAUGCCCGGGACAAGCUGUGGCAGACACCACUGCAUGUGGCUGCUGCCAACCGGGCCACCAAGUGUGCUGAGGCUCUGGCACCCCUGUUGAGCAGCCUCAACGUGGCUGACAGGAGCGGGCGCAGUGCUCUGCACCAUGCAGUGCAUAGUGGGCAUCUUGAGACGGUGAACCUGCUCCUCAACAAAGGAGCCAGCCUAAAUGUCUGUGACAAAAAGGAGCGGCAGCCUCUGCACUGGGCAGCUUUUCUAGGGCAUUUGGAGGUCCUGAAACUGCUGGUGGCACGGGGAGCAGACCUUGGCUGUAAGGACCGCAAGGGCUAUGGACUGCUCCAUACAGCCGCUGCUAGUGGCCAGAUUGAAGUGGUGAAGUACCUGCUUCGGAUGGGGGCUGAGAUUGAUGAGCCCAACGCUUUUGGAAACACAGCUUUGCACAUCGCCUGCUACCUGGGCCAGGAUGCUGUGGCUAUUGAGCUGGUGAAUGCAGGAGCCAAUGUCAACCAGCCAAAUGACAAGGGCUUCACACCACUGCAUGUGGCUGCAGUCUCCACCAAUGGCGCGCUCUGCUUGGAGCUGUUGGUCAAUAACGGGGCUGAUGUCAACUACCAGAGCAAAGAAGGGAAAAGUCCUCUGCACAUGGCUGCAAUCCAUGGCCGUUUCACGCGCUCCCAGAUCCUCAUCCAGAAUGGCAGCGAGAUUGAUUGUGCUGACAAAUUUGGGAACACGCCACUGCAUGUGGCUGCUCGCUAUGGACACGAGCUGCUCAUCAGCACCCUCAUGACCAAUGGCGCGGAUACCGCCCGGCGUGGCAUCCAUGACAUGUUCCCUCUGCACUUAGCCGUCCUCUUUGGAUUCUCUGACUGUUGUCGUAAGCUGCUUUCCUCAGGUCAGCUGUACAGCAUUGUAUCUUCACUCAGCAAUGAGCAUGUGCUUUCAGCUGGGUUUGACAUCAAUACACCUGACAACCUUGGCCGCACCUGUCUUCAUGCUGCUGCUUCUGGAGGGAAUGUUGAAUGUCUUAAUUUGCUGUUGAGCAGUGGAGCUGACUUGAGGAGGAGAGACAAAUUUGGAAGGACCCCACUGCACUAUGCAGCCGCCAACGGUAGCUACCAGUGUGCAGUAACACUGGUGACUGCUGGGGCAGGCGUCAACGAGGCUGACUGUAAAGGUUGCUCUCCCCUGCACUAUGCUGCCGCCUCCGACACUUAUAGGAGAGCGGAACCCCACACACCUUCCAGCCACGACGCUGAAGAGGACGAGCCACUGAAGGAGUCCCGCAGGAAGGAGGCUUUCUUCUGUCUGGAGUUCUUACUGGAUAACGGUGCAGACCCCUCCCUGCGGGACAGGCAGGGCUACACAGCUGUGCACUAUGCAGCCGCCUAUGGCAACAGACAGAACCUCGAAUUGCUCUUAGAAAUGUCCUUUAACUGCCUGGAGGAUGUGGAGAGCACCAUUCCAGUCAGCCCUUUGCACUUAGCUGCCUACAACGGUCACUGUGAAGCCCUGAAGACGCUGGCUGAGACGCUGGUGAACCUGGAUGUAAGGGACCACAAGGGCCGGACCGCGCUCUUCCUGGCCACUGAGCGAGGCUCUACUGAGUGUGUGGAGGUGCUUACGGCCCAUGGCGCCUCUGCCCUCAUCAAAGAGCGCAAGCGCAAGUGGACGCCCCUGCACGCUGCUGCUGCCUCUGGCCACACUGAUUCCCUGCACUUGCUGAUAGACAGUGGAGAACGAGCUGACAUCACAGAUGUCAUGGAUGCCUAUGGACAAACCCCACUGAUGUUGGCUAUCAUGAAUGGCCACGUGGACUGUGUACAUCUGCUGCUAGAGAAAGGAUCCACAGCUGAUGCUGCUGACCUCCGGGGCCGCACUGCCCUCCACCGUGGGGCAGUGACUGGCUGUGAGGACUGCCUGGCUGCCCUGCUGGACCAUGAUGCGUUUGUACUAUGCCGAGACUUUAAGGGCCGCACACCCAUUCACCUGGCCUCAGCCUGUGGCCACACUGCAGUACUGCGGACCCUGCUGCAGGCUGCCCUUUCCACAGACCCCCUGGAUGCCGGGGUGGAUUACAGCGGAUACUCGCCCAUGCACUGGGCCUCCUACACUGGACAUGAAGAUUGUCUGGAGUUGUUACUUGAACACAGCCCGUUUUCAUACCUGGAAGGAAACCCCUUCACUCCUUUGCACUGUGCAGUAAUUAAUAACCAGGACAGCACUACAGAGAUGCUGUUGGGAGCUCUGGGUGCCAAGAUUGUGAACAGCCGUGAUGCCAAAGGACGGACCCCUCUUCACGCCGCUGCCUUCGCGGAUAAUGUCUCUGGACUCCGGAUGCUGUUGCAGCACCAAGCCGAGGUGAACGCCACUGACCACACUGGCCGCACUGCGCUCAUGACGGCAGCUGAGAAUGGGCAGACUGCUGCUGUGGAAUUUCUGCUGUAUCGAGGAAAGGCAGACCUUACUGUGUUGGAUGAGAACAAGAACACGGCCCUUCACUUAGCUUGUAGCAAGGGCCAUGAGAAAUGUGCCCUCAUGAUCCUGGCAGAAACCCAAGACCUUGGCCUUAUCAAUGCUACCAACAGUGCGCUGCAGAUGCCACUUCACAUUGCUGCCCGGAAUGGUCUAGCUUCUGUGGUGCAGGCCUUGCUGAGUCGUGGGGCCACAGUGCUGGCUGUAGAUGAAGAAGGUCACACCCCAGCACUGGCCUGUGCCCCCAACAAGGACGUGGCAGACUGCCUGGCCUUGAUCCUUUCCACCAUGAAGCCUUUCCCACCCAAGGACGCCGUCAGUCCUUUCAGCUUCAGCCUGCUCAAGAACUGCGGCAUCGCAGCUGCCAAGACGGUGGGUGGCUGCGGUGCCCUGCCCCAUGGGGCCUCCUGCCCCUACAGCCAGGAGCGGCAUGGCGCCAUUGGGUUAGAUGGCUGCUACUCUGAGUAGGCCCCUUCCAGUGUCCCUCCCCCUGCCGGUGGCUUGAUAUCUUAUUCUAUUUAUUUAGAAAAAGUCUAAACAUUUAGGGCACUUUAAAGGAGAACACGACUGGGUGGAGGGGGCGGAGGGGGAAAAAGAAGCACUGGGGAGCAGUUGCUCACCCCUUUGCCACACCAUCCUGGCCUGGCAGGGGUCUGGGACCGACAGGGAGCACCCCAGGCCCUUGGUACCCCCAGGGCAACCCCUCUGCCAAGUGUCCCAAAAUGAUUGCUAAAUGCCUGGCUCCCCCUCUCUUGACUCCAUCUCUCAGUUCCCCCUUCUGCUGCCAGCUCCUCCCACUCUUCCCUCUGACUCUCCUCUCUGUGUCCCCUUUUCCCCAGACCCCUACUGCCAGGCAGAACCCAUCCUUCUCUCCCAUACCCAUCACUGCCUCCCUGCUCGGCCGGCCCCUCCAUCCCCGCAGCAGUGAGAAGCCUUAAUUUCUGGUACUGUGUGAGCACUCUGGGGGUAUCCCCCUCCCCCUUCAGGGGCAGCUAGAGGAUGAGGGGGGAGGGUAUUUAGCACUGGGGCCUGAAGCUUUUCCCCCACUUCUGUACCCUAUCGCCCCUAAAGUUCAAAUGCAAAACACUUGAAGCAGCAACUACUGUACCUGGGCCCCAAUCCUGUACUCUCCCCUGGCUCCUCAUAUGCAAAUCAAGGGCUGGUUCUGCCCCCGCAGCCUGCCCCAUCCCUCUUCCCUCUCACUCCUGGCCUGGCCCCCUAACCACGCACUUUAACCUUGCUUCUUUUAACUUCUUUUGGAAGGGCAGAGCCUGUGGCCAUUCCCUCCCUGGCUCUCCUCUCCCUGAACUUUGAGGCUUGUCAUGAAUUUUUAAGUAAGCAUUUUAUCCUUUAGGGGAAGAAACAAAUUAAUUUCCUGCCCAUUUCAAAACCACAGUCCUAGUAUGUCCUUUGUGUUUCCGGCAUGUGUUUGCAUGUAUUUGGAGAGGGGGACCAUGUUCUUUUUCCCGUGCCCCCCAGUCCCAUAGUUCCUCUGUGCCCCUGUCUGCCUCCACCUUCCGUUAUGUCUGACAGUACCCACUGCCCCUAGUCACUCCUGAUCUGAAGCCAAAGAUGGUGGGAGGGGCAGGGUAGACAGGGACGGUGGCUACUUGGGACCCAGGCUUCCCCUCCAGUGUGAGGAGGAAACUGAUCUAAGGAGAGAUGAAUAGAUACUGAAGCUUGGUCCCUGCCCUCCCAGCAAGGGGGAGAGAUGGGAUUGAGCUAGGGGCUGCACUGAUAAGAUUUCUGAAAGUCGCAUCCCAAAGCCAAACUGGGCUGGAGUGAGAAGGGGGCAGUUUUCUCUAAAUGUAGCAUUGAAUUUGGCCCUGGUCCCUUUAAAUGCUCUGUCCAUCCAUCUCCUGGUUAAUCCUCCUGGACAGUUGGACCCACUCCUGUAGCCCAUUGUUCCCUUCCUCACACUCAAUACCUCAGCCAGGGGCCAAGACACAGAACUUGAAUAGAGGUCAUGCCCCCUUCCCCUACAGUGCAUCCUUGCCCAGUUUGGCUGCCAUCAGUAUUGUCCCCUGAAAACUGGACAGGCUUCGUUUACACAGUACAAGGUCUCCCCCUGGGGGAUCCCUUGGCCUCCUUCCCCCACUCAAGUUUGCUUUAUUCACAGUCUUACCCAUUUUUCAGUUGUGUCCCUGAAUGUCUUGCCACCCUUGCCAAGGGUAGGCUGAGGGGAGAGGGGCAUCCCAGGGAUCCCUCCCUCCCUGACAGAGACCCUUAAUCAUACCUCAUGCUGGUUCCCUGAAGCCUGGGGUGUUUGUCAAGUCCUUAUUGUUUUCAUGGUCCCUUUCUAUCCCCUAUCUCUGUGUCUUGCUUCUCCCAACCCCCAGUUCCUAAACCAUUUCAAGGCUUCCAAAUGACCAUGUAUUGGUGAGAAGGUUUGUGCAGCUUUUAGUUCUUAUUUUUGUUUUCAAAGCCAAAGGGCCUUGCGAUGCCCCUCUUGCCCACCUCCCUUCACACCUUGUCCUCCCCUUUACGACAAUCAAUGUGACCUCUCUUAAGGGCUGCAGCCCCCAUCCCCCACCCUGCUGGUUCUGCAAAGCUUGCCCCUAACUUUAGUUCUCUCUCCUAAAAUAUUCCCAUUCCACCCCACCUUCUCAUCUUGGUGCUGGGAAUUAGGUGGUGAGGGGCAAGGGGAGCAGGGAGAUGGGUCCUCCGGAGAAGAGACUCGGGGUAUCAGUCGUGUUCUCCUUUAUUAAUGUUUGGCGAUGACAGGAAGAGUCUGAGUAUUUGUCAGGAGCCCCAUUGUCUUGCUAGAUGAGAUUUCUGGUGGCUGUCUGUUCCCUGCUGCCCCUCAGCACACCGUCAGCAGUGCUGGGGAAGGUGGUGGGGAGUCCUCUGUCCUUCCUCAUGUGGCUGUGAGGAGGCUUGGGGACAAGCAGCCUCCUCUCCUUAUGCCAAAGGAAACCCCACACCUCACCCUGGGCUCCCCAGCCCCUAGUGUUUUUUUGAAGCAUUUUGACCAUUCUCAUGGCCACUGCAUAUUUAUUUUAAUAUUAAGAUUUUUUUCUUUUAAACCUCUUUGACUUAAACGGGUGUGGUGAAGUAAAACAGGCAGAAUGCCCCCCAAUCUUAAGGGGGUAGGGUCAGGAGGGAACAUCUCCUUCCCUUCGCCCACCUUCUUCCCCUCCCCCUCCCCACCACAGCUCUAAAGCACUUGCUUCAAGUAAUAAGCACUUUUGUGAAAAGGCCUAUUUUAAGUGAGGACCCUGGGAGCAGCCCAGGUCCCAGCAAAGGAGACAGAGCGAGGGCUACAUAGGAGACAGGGAAACAGAUGUGUGAAUCAGAGGGCGAGAUGAAAAGAGCCAGUUUUUAGUUUCUGAUUUUUGGGGGGAUGUUUCUGAUUGGGCGGUGGCUUUGGUAGGGUUGUGUACUAUCCUUCAGAAAAACAAACGGCACAAACUGUGGGUCCUAGGAUGGACCAACAGACCCGAGUCACUGCCACUGUCCAGCUGAGACUGAUGGGCCACCUCCCCUGCCCCGUGGCCCCCUGAGCCAUAGGACUGCUAAAAACCACUGAAUGUACAGCCCAGGUUGGGGUGGGGAGCAGCCCCUGGGGGAGGGGGCUUCUCCUUUUGUUUGGUGCUGUGGGGGGUGGGAAAGAUGAGACUGAGGGACUGCCACCCCAUGUAGACGUGUUCCUUGGGAUGGAGGGGCUGAGGAGGGCCUUCCUCCCUCUCCAACCCCAGUCGUGGCCCCUCUUCCUUCCUCACCCUAUCCGUUUUGACUGUAAGUCCAGCUCACCUUUGCCUUCAAUAUGUAACCAAAGGAAAACUCAA